UCGAGGCUGUAUAUGGAUAGGAGCUCUCUGCUUCAGCUCAUACAGGAGCAGGACCCUGACCAGACUGGCUUUAUCGGCCUGGAGCACGUGUGUGGCCUGCUCCACAGCCAUGACUUACAGCUGGAUCCUGGCAAGCUGGAGCUACUGCUGGCCUUGGUGCAGAGCAAUGAGCAGGGCCAAGUCUGCUACUCCGAGCUGCUCACCCUGAUGAGCAGCAAGCGCUCUAGCAGCUUCCGCCGAGCCAUCUCGAACGGGCAGAGGCCAGGCCCGCGAGCGCUGCUGGAGGAGCCGGGGCUGAGCGUGUACAAGCGGUUGGUGCGACACGUGGCCUACGAGAUCCUGCCGUGCGAGGCGGACAGGCGCUGGUAUUACACCCAGUACCGGGGCUGCCCUCCGCCCCUCGGCAUGACCCUCCUCACAACUCUGCAGAUUAUUAUAUUCAUUUGCUACGGAGCCAUGCUGAACAAGUGGGUGCUGCAGACCUAUCACGUGGAUUACAUGAAGAGUCCUCUGGUCUAUCACCCUGGUCACAGGGCCCACGUCUGGAGGUUCUUCACUUACAUUUUCAUGCACGCCGGGUUGGAGCAGUUGGGAUUUAACGCUUUACUGCAGCUGAUGAUCGGGGUCCCACUGGAGAUGGUGCACGGGAUUGUCCGUAUCGGGCUCCUGUACCUGGCGGGCGUGCUGGCAGGCUCUCUGACGGUCUCCAUCACGGACAUGAGGGCACCUCUGGUCGGGGCGUCUGGGGGAGUCUACGCUCUCUGCUCCGCUCACUUGGCCAAUGUUGUCAUGAACUGGGGUGGGAUGCGUUGCCCCUACAAACUGCUUCGAAUGAUCCUGGCUCUUGUCUGCAUGAGCUCGGAGGUUGGCCGGGCAGUGUGGCUGCGUUUCUCUCCUCCCCUGCCCUCCUCUGGUCCCCAGCCCAGCUUCAUGGCCCACCUGGCGGGGGCGGUGGUGGGGGUUAGUAUGGGGCUGAUCAUGCUGCGCAGCUACGAGGAGAAUCUGCACCAGCAGUGCUCCUGGUGGCUUGUCCUCUCCUCCUACGUCGUCUUUCUCCUGUUUGCAAUUUUCUGGAACAUUUUUGCCUACGACCUCCUGGGUGUUCAGAUCCCACCCGCACCGUAAACAGCGGGGAGUGUGCGGCUACUCAAGCUGGAAUGUGAAGGACGAAAUCUGAGACGGGUUGUUUUUUUUAAGUGAAGUCCCAGCGUGGAGCAACGACUACAAACUGAGCGCUUGGUGACCCGUUUUUAUCAUCAUUCUCAUUGGCAGGAUUUACAUCUCAGCCUCGGGACAAUGACUAAACUGCUCACAAACCGUGGGAGUGAAGGUGGGAAUGAACGUGAAGAGAGCUGUCCAAAGAGGAAUAGACUGGAAAGGCAAACUGACACGCCAGCCUUUCCCACGUCUCUCCAUUAGCUCACGACCGACCCUGACCAUCAGAUCUCAUGUACAUUUCAUUAACGGCGACGGGAAAUGUGCUGGUGGGUUUUUGAAAUUCUCUCUUGUGGCCGAUGACACUUAAAUUGCACAAUGUUACUUAAAUCUAUAAGGUUCCAGACACGUCCGGCCUGUGUUCAAUUUAAUACGGAUGUUUUCAAGUCAAAGUGUCUCAAUAAAUAUUCAUAUUGAUCACCAA
Messenger RNA from Callorhinchus milii (elephant shark), 1639 nucleotides. RefSeq names its product rhomboid, veinlet-like 1 (Drosophila) (gene rhbdl1). Gene Ontology annotation, molecular function: serine-type endopeptidase activity. The transcript is spliced from 8 exons. NCBI's taxonomy places the organism in Eukaryota, Metazoa, Chordata, Chondrichthyes, Chimaeriformes, Callorhinchidae. The record is from RefSeq and is a predicted model, not a curated record. Gene Ontology annotation, cellular component: membrane. Bases 13 to 1125 code for a protein of 370 amino acids.